Kluyveromyces lactis is the source of this 708-nucleotide messenger RNA. RefSeq names its product riboflavin synthase (gene RIB5). The record is from RefSeq and is a predicted model, not a curated record. Gene Ontology annotation, biological process: riboflavin biosynthetic process. Gene Ontology annotation, molecular function: riboflavin synthase activity. Bases 1 to 708 code for a protein of 235 amino acids. The transcript has a single exon. Lineage: Eukaryota; Fungi; Ascomycota; Saccharomycetes; Saccharomycetales; Saccharomycetaceae.
AUGUUUACUGGUAUUGUAGAACAUAUUGGUACUGUUGCUGAGUACAAAGAGUUGGACGAAACUCUUAGUGGUGGUAAUGGUGUUUCGGUGACCAUUAAAGAUGCGGCCCCAGUUUUGAGUGAUUGUCAUAUCGGAGAUUCCAUUGCAUGCAAUGGUAUAUGUUUAACAGUGACUGAAUUCGAUUCUAAUUCGUUCAAAGUUGGUAUUUCACCAGAAACUGUUAGUAGAACCGAUAUCAGCAGUUGGAAGACUGGAACCAAGGUUAACCUCGAAAGAGCUGUGUCUCAGGAUGUCCGUUUUGGUGGGCAUUACGUUCAAGGCCAUGUCGAUACAGUAGCCACUAUCAAAUCACGCACCGUUGAUGGUAACUCCAUAGUGUUUGGAUUCAAACUGGGGGAACAAUCUUAUGAGAAGUUUAUCGUUGAGAAAGGGUUCAUCUCGUUGGAUGGUACUUCCCUAACUGUUACUACAAUUGACGACGAUGGGACUUUUUACAUCGCAAUGAUAAAGCACACUCAAGAACACGUUAUCAUGCCGUUGAAACAGGUGGGCGAUCUGGUUAAUGUCGAAGUUGAUGUUACAGGUAAAGUUAUCGAAAAGCAGAUUGAAGUGCAUCUACAAGCGCAAAUUGCCGAUUCGAAAUCUUCUUUGAGUCAACUGAUUGGUAAGAUUGUCGAAGAAAAGGUUAGAAAUGCCUUAAACAAAUGA